Molecule: messenger RNA, 2968 nt
Organism: Gymnogyps californianus (California condor)
Lineage: Eukaryota; Metazoa; Chordata; Aves; Accipitriformes; Cathartidae
Gene: THOP1
Product: thimet oligopeptidase 1
Exons: 13
Coding region: 43-2100 (685 amino acids)
Biological process (GO): peptide metabolic process; proteolysis
Cellular component (GO): mitochondrial intermembrane space
Molecular function (GO): metalloendopeptidase activity
Source: RefSeq, a predicted model, not a curated record
CCCGGCCUCGUCAGCAGAGCGGGGCCUCCCGGUACCCCCGGCAUGGCCCCCCCCACAGGUAACGUUGUGGAUAGCCAGUCCCCCAGGCUCUUGGCAAAUCAGCUAAGAUGGGACCUGACUGCCGAACAGAUAGAAAACAUGGCUGCAGAGCUCACGGAGAGGACCAAGCUUGUGUACGACCGGGUGGGCUCCCAGGAGCAGGGCGAGGUGUCCUAUGAAAACACCCUCAAGGCACUGGCAGAUGUGGAAGUAGAAUAUACGGUCCGCCGGAACAUGCUGGACUUCCCCCAGCACGUCUCUCCUUGCAAAGACAUCCGUGCGGCGAGCACCGAGGCUGACAAGAAGCUCUCGGAGUUCGAUGUGGAGAUGAGCAUGAGGCAGGACGUGUACCAGAGGAUUGUCUGGCUCCAGGAGAAAGCAGAGAGCGCUUCACUGAAGCCUGAAGCAAAGAGGUAUCUAGAGAGGCUGAUCAAAUUGGGUAAAAGAAACGGUCUCCAUCUCCCUGAGGAAACGCAGGAGAAAAUCAAAGCUAUUAAGAAAAAGCUGAGCGUCCUUUGCAUAGACUUCAACAAGAACCUCAACGAAGACACCACCUACUUGCCCUUCUCGAAGGAGGAACUAGGGGGGCUCCCUGAGGACUUCCUGAACUCCCUGGAGAAGACAGAGGACGGCAAGCUGAAAGUCACCUUGAAAUACCCGCACUAUUUCCCUCUCCUGAAGAAGUGCUACGUGCCCGAGACGAGGAGGAAGGUGGAGGAAAUGUUCAACUCCAGGUGCAAAGAGGAGAAUUGCCUGAUCCUCAAGGAGCUGGUGGAUUUGCGGGCUCAGAAAGCCAGUCUGCUGGGCUUCAACACGCAUGCGGACUUUGUGCUGGAGAUGAACAUGGCUAAAAGCAGCAAGACUGUGGCUACGUUCCUGGAUGAGCUGGCCCAGAAGCUGAAACCCCUCGGGGAGAAGGAACGGGCUGUGAUCCUGGACCUGAAAAAGAAAGAAUGCGAGAAACGUGGCCUGGAGUUUGACAACCGCAUCAAUGCCUGGGACAUGCGCUAUUAUAUGAACCAGGUGGAGGAGACCAAGUACAGCGUGGACCAGAAUCUGCUGAAGGAGUACUUCCCCAUGCAGGUGGUCACCACAGGCCUGCUGGCCAUUUACCAGGAGCUGCUGGGGCUCACCUUCCAUCUGGAAGAGAAGGCUCAGGUCUGGCACGAGGACGUCCAGCUCUACACGGUGAAGGACACCUCCUCCGGGGAGCCCAUCGGCAAAUUCUACCUGGACCUGUACCCGCGGGAAGGGAAGUACGGGCACGCAGCCUGCUUCGGCCUGCAGCCGGGCUGCCUCUUGCCGGACUCCAGCCGGCAGAUCUCAGUGGCUGCCAUGGUGGCCAAUUUCACCAAGCCCACGCUGGAUGCCCCUUCCCUGCUGCAGCACGAUGAAGUGGAGACGUACUUCCACGAAUUUGGGCAUGUCAUGCACCAGCUGUGCUCUCAGGCGGAGUUUGCCAUGUUCAGUGGGACACACGUGGAGCGGGACUUUGUCGAGGCACCAUCGCAGAUGCUGGAGAACUGGGUGUGGGAGAAGGAGCCGCUCCUGCGCAUGUCCCGGCACUACAAAACUGGAAGCCCCAUCCCUGAUGAGCUGCUGGAGAAGCUCAUUAAAUCCCGGCAGGCGAACACAGGGCUCUUCAACUUGCGUCAGAUCGUCCUGGCCAAGGUGGACCAGGCGCUGCACACCCAGACGAAGGCCGACCCCGUGGAGGUGUUUGCCCGGCUGUGUGAAGAGGUGCUGGGCGUCCCUGCUACCCCAGGUACAAACAUGCCCGCUACGUUUGGCCACUUGGCCGGAGGCUACGAUGCCCAGUACUACGGCUACCUCUGGAGCGAAGUGUACUCCAUGGAUAUGUUCCACACGCGCUUCAAGCAGGAGGGGAUCAUGAACUGUAAGGUGGGCAUGGAUUACAGGAAUUGCAUCCUGCAUCCUGGUGGUUCCCUGGAUGCUUCCGACAUGUUGAAGAAGUUCCUGGGCCGCGAACCCAAGCAGGACGCCUUCCUGGUCAGCAAAGGACUGAAGGUGGAGAGCAACUCGCUGCCUUCGGCCUGCUGAGAAACUGCUCCGGCCCGUUUUGAGUCAAGCCAGCUCCUUUGUCUACGCACCAGUCCUCUCAGGCCAAGCAAUACCCGGUACUUCUGUCACCAAACGCAUCCUGGGCCAGCCCCUGCCUGGAGCUCUUCCUCCAGGAUCCUGCUCCGAGCUCACCCUGGGCUUCAGGAGCCGGGUUCAGCCCUGGUCCAGGGCUCUGCGGUGACAGCUCUGCAGAGGGAGCUGAAUUGCCUUUGUCACCCCCCGAGGGGGCUGGGGCUGUCGGUAGCCCACACAAAUUGGCUGAACUUUGAACCUGACGUCUGCACGAGGGUGAGUUUCGGCCUCAUUUAUAGCCGGGGAGGAGGGUGAGAGGAGUUACCAAACUUGAAUCAUUGUUUUAAAAUCCCUUCUUUUUAAGAAAUGAGACUUCCCACCGGGCUUGGCUUGUUUUGUGCCCCAGGGCAGACUCACUGUUCGGAGCACGAAACAAGCGGCCUGAGAAGCUGCCUUGGGAGCCGUGCUCUCCCCGUCUUUGGGCAGCUGGCGGCCGUGGAAUAAAGAUGGGGAGAUCCCAGAGCUUAAAAACCAUUGCAUUUACUGGAACGUCCUGCCCUGAGCCCCGCAGACGUUCCUGCCGGGGCAGCAGGCCUGGGAGGGGGACAGAGAUGGCCGGUACGGCUCUUCCCAGAACAGGGGGGCUGGGGGAGCGUGGCCUGGCCCCCGCGCGCUGCCAGGCGUCCUCGGGAGCUUGUACCUUCCCCCAGGCCGUAUCGGAGCUGCUGGGACCCUGCGCCCGGGGCUGUCUUCGGGCAGGCGAUGCCUUCUGGGCUCAGGUCGUAGCAGCAGGAGGGUGCGUUGCUAUUGUUGUCGCCUCUAAGCCAGGGUGGGA